CUGGCCUGGGCAGAUGGGCUUCGCGCGUCCCAUUGGUCCAGAGGUAAGAUGCUCGGAGCUUAGCACCUGGACGGCACAGUAGUAUAGCGCAUCUCCAGGGAUGUUGAUGCAUGCACGGCGUAGCGCUCCAUCGUGGACGAUGCUUUGUGCCGUCCGCAGGAUUCUAUACUGCCAGUCUGCCAGCCCCCCGGUGCCAGGGCAACAUGCGAGCGAUGAUAGCCUCGGGAUAAUGUUCCCAACGAGCAAAGAACUUUCAAUCUCCCACUGGUCCGGUCCAGUCAGUUGGUUUGCAUACUUGGCGAUGGGGCUGGCUGACAGGGGCAUACGGAUGAGGUCCUUCAUCCCGGGGCCGAAGAUACAAUGGAACUGGUAAAUGUCGCAAUGAGGGCCGAUGAGGAUCGGAAAGCUUGUGUGCGCUGAUAACGAGAAGGAUUGUCGAUCCCCUCCUUCAUUCUGGUCGAUGGAAGAGCAACUCCAUAGAUAUACUCGAGAUGUCUUUGCGAGCAAUGCGACCGC
Molecule: messenger RNA, 516 nt
Organism: Aspergillus ibericus CBS 121593
Lineage: Eukaryota; Fungi; Ascomycota; Eurotiomycetes; Eurotiales; Aspergillaceae
Exons: 1
Coding region: 101-373 (90 amino acids)
Source: RefSeq, a predicted model, not a curated record